AUGCCCGCCACUCUUGAUGUUGUUGAACAUAAUAAAAAUGAAACUUUUUCAAGCGUGUCACCAUUUUUAGUUCAAAAGGCCGUAGCUGCAACUGUUGGAGAAGUUACAUCUAUCCGGAAAAUGCGCUCUGGUGACUUGUUAGUAGAGGUGAAUUCUCGAAAGCAAGCCCAGCAGCUACAGAAACUGAAGGCAUUAGCAACAAUAGCCAUCACAGUCAGUCCUCACCAAUCUCUGAAUACCUCUAAAGGUGUUAUUACCUGCGGAGAACUGUUAAAUGUCCCAUUAGAAAUUAUUAAAAAAGAAAUGAAACCACAAGGAGUAAUAGAUGUUCGGCGUAUAAAUAUAAAGAAAGAUGGACAACUUAUGGAAACCAAACAUCAUAUUUUAACAUUUCAAACACCAAAUUUACCCGAGUUCGCUUAUGCAGGAUACAUUAGAUUACCAGUCCGUCCGUAUAUUCCAAACCCUCUUAGAUGUUUUCAGUGCCAGCGCUUUGGCCACUCAAAGCUGAAUUGCCGCGGGUCACUCACUUGUGCCCGAUGUGCUACCAGGCGUAAAGUGCAAACACAAACUCCUACCCCUGGCAUAAGUUAUUCUUCAGCAGUUAAAACAUCAUUUUGCGAGAACUGCUCUUGUAAAAAUUGUAAAAACCUUGCCACAAAACCUAGAAAUCCCAGGAAAAAUUCCGAUUCCGAUACAGACCAUUCUACAAGUGCACCUGAAACAUCUCAAGUUGGCAAACUAAAUCCAAAAGCUAAACGAAAAUCUCAAAAUUCACUGAAACUGCAGCUUGCAAAACGCGGCCUUUCGCAUAAGGACCUCACUCUGAAAUUAAAAAAGUCCAAAUCAAAAAAUUCCGUCGCCUUAGGGUUAGCGACGCAGGGUGUGGUCCAUAAGGACUUGACAUCUAUCUUCGGUGAUAUUCCCCAUAAUAACCCUGAUAUAAAAUUACACCCAUCUGAGGAUGAUGAUGACUUGGAGAUGAGUUGCGAAAUUCAGGCAACUCCAACCACUGCCUCUUCUGGUUCCUCUUCAAAAAGACUCUCUUAA
Molecule: messenger RNA, 1050 nt
Organism: Argiope bruennichi
Lineage: Eukaryota; Metazoa; Arthropoda; Arachnida; Araneae; Araneidae
Exons: 3
Coding region: 1-1050 (349 amino acids)
Source: RefSeq, a predicted model, not a curated record